GAGGAGGAGGAGGAGGAGGAGGAGGAGGAGGAUGAGGAUGAAGAUGAAGAACAGGGCAGAACUUAGCGGCCCUAAAACCACCCAAUGGAAACCGACGGAUGCCCAAACGGCCGAAACUUCAGUCAGAAAACAAACGUGUUCCAGUAAGUUCCUCACCUUCACAGACCUCCGACUACGUUUGGAGUCAGGGUUGUCAAUACAAGAACGACAGACCGAGCAGUUUUUGAAGUAA
Molecule: messenger RNA, 232 nt
Organism: Dibothriocephalus latus
Lineage: Eukaryota; Metazoa; Platyhelminthes; Cestoda; Diphyllobothriidea; Diphyllobothriidae
Source: the annotation of a GenBank genome assembly